Lacerta agilis (Sand lizard) is the source of this 3987-nucleotide messenger RNA. It is a transcript of the gene SAMD1, whose product is annotated as sterile alpha motif domain containing 1. The transcript has 6 exons. Bases 237 to 2012 code for a protein of 591 amino acids. Gene Ontology annotation, molecular function: protein binding; DNA binding. The record is from RefSeq and is a predicted model, not a curated record. Lineage: Eukaryota; Metazoa; Chordata; Lepidosauria; Squamata; Lacertidae.
GCGCCUCCUUAAGCGGCUGCGGGUCCCGCUCGGGCGGUGGUGGAGGCGGCGGCGCGUGCGGCUGGGGGAAGGGGAGGGAGGAGCUCGCGCUGCCCGGACCAGCCCGCGCGCCGCCGCUUCCAGCAGCAGCAGCGCCUGCCGGGCGGAGGGUCUAGUUGGCGCCGCGCGGGCAAGAGCUGAGGCCAAGGCAGAGCGGAGCACGGGGGCAGCGAAGCCCCGGGGGAGGCGGCAACACCAUGGCCGGGCCCCCGCCGCCGCCCCCGGGCCAGGAGGCGCCGCGCUACCAGGAGUGGAUCUUGGACACCAUCGACUCGCUGCGCUCGCGCAAGGCGCGCCCGGACCUGGAGCGCAUCUGCCGCAUGGUGCGCCGGCGGCACGGCCCGGAGCCGGAGCGCACCCGCGCCGAGCUGGAGAAGCUUAUCCAGCAGCGCGCCGUGCUCCGCGUAAGCUACAAGGGAAGCAUCUCGUACCGCAACGCUGCGCGGGUCCAGCCGCCUCGGCGAGGCGGAACGCCCGCCGCCAGCCCCGCGGCCCCGCAGCGGCCGGCCCGCACUUCCCCGCCCAGCGCUCCCGCCGCCGCCACCGCGACGCCCCGGUCCUCCCAGCGUGCAGCGCCUCGCGCGGAGCCAGCCGCGCCGCCGCCGCCACCACCACCUCCGCCGCCACCGCCGCAGCCGCCACCUCCUCGUCGGACCGGCCGGGAGCGACCGCCGCCGCCUGCCCCCGCCCCGGAGGAGCCCUCCCCCGUCAGCCUGCGAGAGAUUGUGCGCUACUUGGGCGGCGACGGCGCCGCGCCGGGGGGCGGCCGAGUGACUCGAGGCCGAGCGCAGGGGCUGCUCCAAGAGGAGCGGCUGGAGAGGACCCGCUUGGGUGGCGGCGGGGGCGGCGGCAGCGGCAACAACGUCGCCUUGCCCAGGGCGGAGAGAGGCGCGCAGGCCCGGGCGCCCAGCGCCAGGGCUUACAGGAACAAGCGGAGGGGCGGGUGCCGGAGAGGAGCCGCUUUCGGGGAGGGCAGACGGCGCCCAGCCCCCCGAAUGUUGUCAGCGGGCGCUCGCGCAGGUGUGCGUGUGUCUGGGAGGAAGAGUUAUGGGCAGCGCCCAAUCAAAUCGCUUUGGCACGGGAGGGGGCGCCACGAUUGGUGCCUGGGCUUCGACGGGGCGACAUUCUCCCGUGCAGUUCCGAAGUAUUGUGGGAAGGUGAGCGGAAAGGCCGCCGCUGGAUGGCACAACUCCGCCUGGUCCGCGGGGAACUUGCGGGGCCGAGUUGGGGAGCGGAAGGCAGGUGAGGAGGUCAAAGGUGAAGAAGAAGAGGAGGAGGAGGAGGAAGAAGAGGAUGAAGCCUCCACCAUGUCUGAAGGUUCAGAGGUGGCACAAGAUUAUGAGGCCAGCAACUACAGCAGACCUGGGAUAGGCCAGGUGAACGGGGACUGUAAGGACAGCAAGCAUGGUGGGAAAGAGAUCCCACCCAGCAGUGCCCUCACCAGAGACCUGCGCUCCCUCGAGGAGCAGCCCUUGAACAAAGGAUCAGAGCGUCCCCACCAUGAAGGAAAUGAGCAAUGUCAUACAAAGGCCUCUUGGCCUGGAGAAAGUGCCUGUCACCAUCUGGGGGGCAGCAAGAAAGAUGGCAGCGCCUAUCAGCAGCCAGACAGAGCAGUGUCACCAGCUGUUGCAGGUACUGAGCCCUCUGUGCCCUCAUCCCCUGGGAGACCUGGCAUCCAGGCAGAUGGGAGACCCUUCAGCUGCACCUCAGUGAAGGAGAAGCCUUCUGACCCAGUGGAAUGGACUGUGAGUGAUGUUGUGGAUUAUUUCACAGAAGCUGGUUUUGCUGAGCAAGCAUCUGCCUUUCAAGAACAGGAGAUCGAUGGGAAGUCUCUUCUGCUGAUGCAGCGCACCGAUGUCCUGACCGGCCUAUCCAUCCGCCUGGGGCCUGCUCUCAAGAUCUACGAGUACCACAUCAAGGUGCUGCAGCAGUGCCACUUCGAGGAGGACGAGGGUGACUCCUUCAUGGGCUGAGGAGGACGGGCGCAGCUCGCGAAGGGUGUGGAGAGCUUGGGUGGGGAGAAGUGAACAGGGACUCUGCCAGCCGCUACUGUCUCAAGUCAUUUCAGCCUUUCUCUGCCUCCAUGAAAACAAAGAGAAGCAGCUGUGUGGGAAGGGGAAGAAGGACUUUGGCCAGAUUUUUGUGAAAAUGGUGGGGAGGACCAUUGAUCCAGGCUUUGUGGCUUCUCUACCCUGAUUGUCCAGAGAUAGGAAUGACCGGGAGGGAGGGCUGCAAAAAAAAAUCCCAUCCUUCUCCCAACCUGUCUGUGUUACUUAUCCCAGCAUUUUACUUACCAUAGUGCAUUGUCUGUUCUUGGGAAAGGGUGGAAAGAUGUGUUUUUUGUUCUUCUUCCCAGCCGCAGUUUAAUUGAGAUAAUUUGUGCUUCAGCAUCCCCCCUUCCCCUUCCCCUUCUCCACCACCACCACAACAACAACAGCAGCAGCAGCAACCACAGUAGCACUUGAUGGUCCUACCUGUUCCCCUCCCUUUGUUGCUGUUCUCAAGAAGACAAAGAUAGAGCCUGCUGGAGGUGUCAGGAGGUUUUAAUCAAAUAUCUUUUUAUUCUCUUUUCUGUUUGGGUAGGCUUUUCUUCCAGUUUUCAUGGUCGUUGCCCAGAGUCAACUGCUUUUUAUUAUUUCUUUCUUCCCAUUUUUUAAAAAAUAUAAAUAUUUAAACUGGAAAAAACCCAAUUGGUUUAGUAUUCCCAGACUUGUUAGCCUUCUGGAAGGGGUAUUGGAUCACCUAAAAUGAACAUGUGUCUAAAGGACAAAAAUGUGUGUAAAAGGAGGUGGAAGUCCUGAGUUCUGCUCUCUUUUUCUGUCCUUUUUUAUUUGAGGGUGGUGGUGUUGCUAAUCGGUUUAUGGGAUGUAUUCUGACUAGUCCAGGGAUGGGAGCAGAACUCUGGAGUUCUGGCUCAAUUUUCAAUGCUGUAAUCAACUGGGGUAAAAAGUGUGGUAAUAUUUGCACCAUCACCAGGAGGUCUAAAAUGAAACACUUAGGGUUUAGGGAAGGUCUCUUUGCAGUGGCAGUGGCAGAUGAUUCGUUGUCCAUGUACAUUCACAACCAGGUGGCUUAGCUGGUGCUCCUAUAGCAGAUAAUAUAAGUGGAGCAAACACUUUGGGGACUGAAAAGGGCAAGGAAAGGAAAUGGUCCUUAGCCCUGUUCUCAGUUACGAAAAAUGGGGUGGUGGUUUUUGUUGCCUUAAGAAAGGAUCUCCUCUUGUUAAAGCAGGCCACGCCUGCAAAGGUAGACUGUAACGGCAAGAGGAGGUGGUUAAAAAGACUACAGUGAAAUUGGCUCUUUAUGCACAUCAAAUGGAGAGGAUCUAGCUACAGCACACAUCAGAAAAUCUGAGCUUUCUUGGUGAUGUUUCAGGGCAUACCUCUUGAGUACCCCAGUUGCUUAGUAAGUAUCUGUUUCACAAAACAGUUUGAAACUCGUUUCACUGUCAUGGCUUUCUGUAAAGAACUGUAGGAAUGGAAAUAUUUUGGUGAGGCUGCUGAGAACUCUUUUGUAGUAUCUUAGACCCUUUCACAGAACGACAGUUCCUAGAAUUUGUUUUUUUAGAUCCAUGGCAGAUGAGAGGUUUGAAACUGGUUUAAAUUUGGAAUGUAGACAGGCCCUUCUUAGUACAGUUUGAGGAUCAGUGGGUAGACAGUAGCUACCCUGUUUAGUUGUGACUCAGAAACAGAGAAGCGUACGUAGCUCGAGACACAACCCAGCAUGCAUGCCUAGAGGAAUGCACAGCUAGACAGGAGCACACUGAAUUUAUGUUCUCGAAAUUUUAUUUGGAACCAUGAGGGCUAGAAACCUAUUUUUGAACUUUGAAAGCAGAGGUUCUCAAUGUUGUAGCACAAAAGUGCCUCAGGGGCUUACAUACCGGCUGCAUGUUGCCCCCUAUUGCACUAGACCCUACUAUUUUGUCCAGAGCUGGGAAUAAAAAAAAAA